CUGACAAAAUCUUUAUUAAAAAAUUAACGCUACUACUUCUUGUUAAUUUCCAUAUUACCCUUAAACCUCCAAAACCCUAACCUGCAACUUCAGCACUUUCACUCUCGCUCUCUUCUCCCUCCCUUCGCUAUUCAAUUCGAAUAUCAACAAGACAAACAGCAAAGCAGUGGUUAAAAGAAAUAUUUGGAAGUCUAACACAUGGCGGAAAGCUUUGUGUUCGAACCUCCAAGCGACGAGGAAGCCGAAAAUUCGCAGCCUGAAGUGGAGGAGGAAGAAGAAGAGCAGGGGGGAGGAGAGGGAGAGGGGGAAGAGGAAGAAGAGAAGCCCUCAAAACGACGUAGCGUUCAAUCCCCUUGGGACUUUGCUUCUUAUUCAGAGUCCGUGGCCGAAGAACACGCUCGCCGGAGCACCACGUCUAUCGAUUUCAAGAUAUCCAAAGCUCUUCAGCAACGAUCUGCCCCAAUCUCCACCCAGCCUGAUCACGAUGAAAGCUCCGAUUCUGAACCCGACCAACAGGAGGAUUACAAAUCUGAAGAUGAAGGUAAUGCUGCUGGUAAUUCGAAUGAUGCUAAGUCGUUUUUUGCGCCAGUUGAAGGUGUAUCGUUUCAUGCAAAUUCGUUCAUGGAGCUUAAUCUCUCUCGUCCUCUUCUUCGAGCUUGUGAAGCACUGGGGUACUCUAAGCCUACUCCAAUUCAGGCAGCAUGUAUACCUUUAGCACUUACAGGCCGUGAUAUUUGUGGGAGUGCCAUAACUGGUUCUGGGAAGACGGCUGCCUUUGCACUUCCCACGCUAGAAAGGUUAUUAUUUCGCCCCAAACGCAUUCCCGCUAUCCGGGUCCUUAUUCUUACUCCAACAAGAGAGUUGGCAGUUCAGGUUCACAGUAUGAUGGAGAAACUUGCUCAAUUUACAGACAUUAAAUGUUGCUUGGUUGUUGGAGGGCUUUCAACAAAGGUGCAAGAGGUAGCUUUGAGAGCAAUGCCGGAUAUUGUUGUGGCCACUCCUGGUCGCAUGAUAGAUCAUUUGCGUAAUUCUAUGUCUGUGGAUUUGGAUGAUCUUGCAGUUUUAAUUCUUGAUGAGGCAGAUCGUCUUCUGGAGCUUGGAUUUAGUGCUGAAAUACAUGAACUGGUUCGCCUGUGUCCCAAAAGGAGACAGACAAUGCUAUUUUCGGCUACAAUGACAGAAGAAGUCAAUGAACUUAUCAAACUUUCUCUGACUAAACCAUUGCGUCUCUCAGCUGAUCCAUCUGCGAAACGACCAGUGACAUUGACUGAGGAUUCUGGUCACUGUUGUGUUGCGGUUAGCAAGAACUUAGACGAUUGGGAGUUGGAGGAAUUUGAGAAUUUCCUCUUUAUGAUGAUUGCUGAUUUUUGGACUCGGAACAACUCUGAUCAGCAAUUAUCAUUUCCGUUUGAAACCAUAUGGAAAACAAUGGCUCCCCCCAGGAUUGCUUUCUUUUCAUGGGAAGUGGCUAAGGAGAAAAUUCUGACUUUGGAUAAUUUGAUGAAAAGAGGUAGAACUUUGGUCAACAGAUGUGUGGAAUAUGAUCUACAGCUUGAUAUUAAUGGGGUAAUGGCGGGCUCUAUUCAUAGAGAAUUUUUGGCUUGGGAAGCUGUUUCUGUAGGCCACUUUUCUAAAAUAAAUUUACAUUGUCUUUUCAGUGGAACAAAGCAAGCUGCACAUAGGUUGAAGAUUUUGUUUGGAUUAGCUGGUAUGAAAGCAGCUGAACUUCAUGGAAAUCUUACUCAAGCCCAGCGUCUUGAUGCCUUGGAAAUUUUCAGGAAGCAACAAGUGGAUUUUCUGAUUGCAACAGAUGUGGCAGCUCGUGGACUUGACAUAAUUGGGGUUCAAACAGUUAUAAACUAUGCAUGCCCUCGUGACCUCACAAGCUAUGUUCAUCGUGUGGGUCGCACAGCCAGAGCUGGCAGAGAAGGAUAUGCGGUUACGUUUGUGACGGAUAGUGAUCGUUCUCUUUUAAAAGCUAUAACUAAAAGAGUUGGUUCAAAGUUGAAGAGAAGAAUUGUUGCUGAGCAAUCAAUCAGCAAGUGGUCACAGAUAAUUGAUCAAAUGGAAGAGCAAGUGGCAGCAAUUCUUGAAGAAGAGAGGGAGGAGCGAGCCCUAAGGAAAGCUGAAAUGGAAGCAACAAAGGCAGAAAACAUGAUUGCACAUCAAGAUGAAAUAUAUUCCCGCCCUAAAAAAACCUGGUUUUUGACAGAGAAGGAGAAAAAGCUUGCAGCAAAGACAGAAAAGGCAUCUUUAGGGAAAGGAAAAAGUUCUGGGCAUGAGGUAAUAAGUGCUGAACAAGCAGAGGACCUGAAAAUGAAAGAAAAGAGAAAGCGGGAACGUGAGAAAAAUCUGCCUAGGAAAAAGCGUCGAAGGUUGGAAGCAGUCCGAGAGAUGUUGGAAGAUGAAAAUCAAAUGGAAAAACCAGAAGGUGGUGAUAAAAGUAAGAAAGAAAAGAAUGGUAUAUCAUUGGUUGACCUUGCUUAUCGACGGGCAAAGGCUUUAAAAGCAAAGGCCAAAGCUGGCAAGAAAGAGGAGGCUAACAGGAAAUCAAAACGUCCUGCCCAAAGAACACAGUCAAGGACGGACGAGAUGAGAGAGCUCUUCCAGAGCGAUAUGAGUGAGAAGAAACAAAAGAGAAAUAGUGGUGGCAUGGGGAAGAAGAAGUCAAAGAACUCAUUUAAGAGCAAAUCACGGUAUGGAUCAAACUAUAAAUUUUUCCCCCGUCAUUCUAGUAGUAUUUGUUGUGUUUUCGUAAUAUUAUGUUCUUGAAUCAAAUUUUAUAUG
This is a messenger RNA of Carica papaya (papaya), 2787 nucleotides long. The record is from RefSeq and is a predicted model, not a curated record. Lineage: Eukaryota; Viridiplantae; Streptophyta; Magnoliopsida; Brassicales; Caricaceae.